CUGGGCCAGCACGGCUACUCGUUCACGACGACGGCCGAGCGCGAGAUCGUCCGCGACAUCAAGGAGAAGCUCACGUACAUCGCCCUCGACUUCGACCAGGAGAUGAAGACGGCCGCCGAGUCCAGCGCCCUCGAGAAGUCCUACGAGCUCCCCGACGGCAACGUGAUUGUGAUCGGCAACGAGCGCUUCCGCUGCCCGGAAGUGCUCUUCCAGCCGUCCUUCAUCGGCAAGGAGGCCUCCGGCGUCCACGACUGCACGUUCCAGACGAUCAUGAAGUGCGACGUCGACAUCCGCAAGGACCUCUACGCGAACAUCGUGCUCUCGGGCGGCACGACCAUGUUCCCCGGCAUCGGCGAGCGCAUGACCAAGGAGCUCACGGCGCUCGCGCCCUCGACGAUGAAGAUUAAAGUGGUGGCGCCUCCCGAGCGCAAGUACUCCGUCUGGAUCGGCGGCUCCAUCCUCUCGUCGCUCUCCACGUUCCAGUCGAUGUGGAUCUCCAAG
Pelagomonas calceolata is the source of this 501-nucleotide messenger RNA. NCBI's taxonomy places the organism in Eukaryota, Pelagophyceae, Pelagomonadales, Pelagomonadaceae. The record is from the annotation of a GenBank genome assembly.